Beauveria bassiana ARSEF 2860 is the source of this 660-nucleotide messenger RNA. Its product is annotated as Glutathione S-transferase. The transcript has a single exon. The coding region runs from base 1 to 660 and encodes 219 amino acids. Lineage: Eukaryota; Fungi; Ascomycota; Sordariomycetes; Hypocreales; Cordycipitaceae. The record is from RefSeq and is a predicted model, not a curated record.
AUGUCUCUCAUCAAGUUUUACCGCGCCAACUACUCCUCCGCCGGCAUCACCGAUGCCGUGCUCGCCGAACUCGAAGCUGCCGCCGGCCACCCGCUCGCCACCCGCAUCGACGUGUCCCUGCGCAGCGACACCCGCGCCGCCUCCUUCCUCGCCAUCAACCCCAACGGCCACGUCCCCGCGCUCGUCCUGCCCUCCUCUGGCGAGCCGUUGUGGGAAUCGGCCGCCAUUACGCUGCAUCUUGGAGAAGUGCACGGCGUGGCGGCGGGCUUGUAUCCGGACACGGCAGAGGAGCGCGCGCAGGCGGCCAAGUGGAUCGUGUGGGCCAAUGUCAAUCUGCCGAUGCAUGCGAGGACGGUGGCGAGGGUUGUGCCGGGUAUGAGCAAGGAGGACAAGGAAAAGGAGGAGGAAGAAGGGGUGAGGAGGGUGAGGGAGAUGGAUGCGGAGACGGCGAGGGGGGAGCUGGACAGGUUGUUGGGGGUGCUGGAUAAGGGGCUGGAGGGGAGAGAGUAUCUGUUGGAGAGGGGGUAUACGCUGGCGGAUACGCAUGUUUGGGCGUUUAUGGCGUAUAUCAAGAUGCUGGGCGUGGAUAUCGAGAGGUGGGGGAAUGUCAAGAGGUGGAUGGAGAGCGUGGGUGGACGGGAGCAGUUGAAGGGGUUGUGA